Molecule: messenger RNA, 3827 nt
Organism: Candidula unifasciata
Lineage: Eukaryota; Metazoa; Mollusca; Gastropoda; Stylommatophora; Geomitridae
Source: the annotation of a GenBank genome assembly
AAAUCCGCACAGAAGCUGUCAUGCAAGCUCUGGCUAUGCAAAGCAGGAAAGUGCCUGUGAUGCCGCUACCAUCCAAACGGACAUCUGUAAACUACCAGGGACAGCAGAGAAGAGAACGCCAAGACUCAUCAUCUGACGAUGACAGUGUAUUUGACGAGGAGCAGCUACGAAAUUUCCAGCGUGGCGGUCAUACACGGGACUCUGGCGCCAGUUCCAGUUCUUAUUCAGAUCAUGGUGCCUCACCGUACCACGGCGGGGGAGGUGGAGGAGGGGGACCGUCGGAGAGACCACGAAGUGCACAGUUGUCUAACUAUGCCAUCCCCGGAAAUACAGCCAGACAUGCUCUAGCUGAUGUGAUGCAGAAUGCCCGGCUGUCCCAUCAGUUAGCAUCACAGCCCCCUGAUGUUACCAACAACGCAAAGACAACUCGUCAGGCUGACAGGGUAGGCAGAUACAACCAGUCAUCUGUGCGGGUGAAUGCCUCAGGAGGUGUUUCUGGGAUGAUCGAUGAAGAUGCACCAGCUCAUGGCAAAGUGUCUGCAAAAAUACAGCAGCUGUUGAAUACGUUAAAAAGACCAAAAAGGAAGCCACUGAGGGAGUACUUUGUUGACGAAGAGGAGGCAACGUUAGAAACUCCUACAACAGAUCCUAAUGCACCAAAACCUGAAGGAAAAGAACUUGUGCCACAACCAGGGGAACCUCUUGUGAUCCCGUCAGGCUUGCCUAUAGAUCUUGAAGGAGCACUGAAGCGCUAUGGCUCUUCUACAUACAAGGCUAAUGCAAUAACAGUGCUUGAUGCCAACGGCAAGCCCACAUUCAAUCUCACUUAUGGAAAAUUGCUUAGCCGAGCCCAGAAGAUAGCAUACAGCUUGUUGUAUAAAGUAGGACAGAAGGGAGAACCUGUUCGACAAGGAGACAGGGUUGCUUUAGUGUACCCAAACAACGACCCGAUAUCUUUUGUCUGUGCUUUCUACGGCUGCGUGUUGGCUGGAGUUGUCCCAGUACCUGUUGAGGUUCCUUUAUCAAAAAGAGGUGGCACAUCAGAUAAUGCUGGUGGAGCAGGAGUAGGCUUUCUGCUUGGUAGCUUGAGUGCCUGCUGGGCCCUUACUUCAGAGAACUGUUUUAAAGGCCUACCCAAGUCAUCAAGUGGAGAGGUUGUCACAUUCAAAGGCUGGCCAAAAUUAAACUGGUUCAUAACAGAGAACCUUAGCAAGCCAUCACGAGACUGGAGACCACCGCCGAAACCUAGCGGGGAUGUUCCUGCUUACAUUGAGUAUGCUCUGAACAAAGAUGGCAGCACUGUAGGAGUAGUGGUUACAAGGAAUAACAUGCUCUGCCACUGUCAGACAUUGACAAUAGCAGCAAACUACACAGAAGGUGAAGUGAUGGUAUGUGUGCUAGACUUCAAGAGAGAAGUUGGUCUGUGGCACGGCAUUUUGUGCAGUGUAUUUAAUGGAAUGCACGUGAUAUUUAUUCCAUAUUCACUGAUGAAAGUGGAUCCUGCUUCAUGGAUGAAAAUGGUUACCAAAUACAAAGCUACGGUGGCCAUUGUGAAGUCAAGAGACAUGCACUGGGGUUUGCUCGCUCAGAAGGACCAUAAAGAUAUCAACUUCAGUUCACUUCGAUUACUACUGAUUGCUGAUGGUGCUAACCCAUGGUCUUUAACAUCUUGUGAUUCAUUUCUAAGUGCUUUUCAAAGCAAAGGUCUGAGACCAGAGGCCAUAUGCCCUUGUGCCAGCUCAUCUGAGGCCCUCACAGUCUCCAUCAGAAGGCCUGGGCGAACUAGCUCGAGUGCUACUGGCCGGGGUAUUCUGUCUAUGCAGGGUUUGAGUUUUGGCGUGGUCAGAGUGGACAGUGAGAACAGUUUAACUUCUCUGACGUUACAAGACUGUGGACAGGUCAUGCCUGGAGCCACAAUGGUAGUGAUAAAACUGGAUGGGUUACCCCAGUUAUGCAGAGCAGAUGAGGUCGGUGAGCUCUGCGUCAGUUCAGGCUACACAGGUUCCAGCUACUGGGGGCUUCAAGGCAUCACACAGACGACUUUCCAGGUUCAGCCCAUUCAGGAAGAUGGCAAAAUCCUGACCGACAAGACUUAUGUUCGCACUGGACUCAUUGGUUUUCUUGGCCCUGGUGGAUUAGUGUUUGUGUGUGGCAGUAAGGAAGGCUUGAUGCAGAUUUCCAAUAGAAGACACAACACAGAUGACAUCAUUGCCACUGUCCUGGCUGUGGAGCCUAUGAAGUUCAUCUACAGGGGCAGGAUUGCUGUAUUUUCUAUCAAAGUGCUUAAGGAUGAAAGAAUCGUAAUAAUUGCAGAACAAAGGCCAGAUUGUACAGAGGAAGAGAGUUUUCAGUGGAUGAGCAGAGUGUUGCAAGCUGUUGACAGCAUUCAUCAAGUUGGAGUCUACUGCCUGGCUCUGGUACCACCCAAUUAUCUCCCAAAGACACCCCUGGGAGGCAUCCAUCUGCAUGAUACCAAGAAAAAGUUCCUGGAAGGAUCCCUGCACCCUGCCAAUGUGUUGAUGUGCCCACACACCUGUGUCACCAACUUGCCCAAACCAAGGGAGGUUCACCCAGAUGUCAAACCUUCAGCAGUUCAUGUCGGAAACAUUGUCCAGGGGGCUAGGAUGGCCUGGGCCCAAGGCCGUGAUCUUGGACUCUCAGAAGAAGAUGCUGAUUCCAGCAGAAAGCAUCAGUUCCUGACAGAAAUCAUGCGCUGGAGGUCACUGACAACACCUGAUCACAUUCUGUACACCAUGCUCAACUCUAAGAAUCAGAUUGCAGUUACCUACAGCUGCUCACAGCUUCACAAGAGAGCAGAGAAGAUUGGCUGUUUGUUGAUGGAGAAAGGCAGACUCAACACUGGCGAUCAUGUGGCUCUGGUGUUUCCCCCAGGUGUUGAGUUAAUCUCUGCAUUCUACGGGUGCUUGUAUGUUGGUUGUGUGCCAGUGCCCAUCAGGCCACCCCACCCACAGAACGUGGCAUCCACUCUACCCACAGUUCACAUGAUUGUUGAAGUCAGCAAAUCUGUAGCCAUUCUCACCAACAGUGCAAUAAUCAAACUGUUAAAAUCCAAGGAAGCUUCAGCUGUCAUAGACUCCAAGACUUGGACAAACCUUCUGGAUACUGACGACCUGCCCAAGAGAAAGCUGGCGGCUGUGUACCGAGCACCAACCCCAGAGAUGAUCUGCUAUCUGGACUUCAGUGUGUCCACGACUGGCAUGUUGGCGGGAGUCAAGAUUUCUCAUGCAUCAGCUACAGCACUGUGUAGGGCCCAAAAGUUGCAGUGUGAGCUCUACCCAUCAAGGGAUGUGGCUUUGUGUUUGGAUCCUUACAGCGGCCUGGGAUUUGUCCUCUGGUGUCUGAGCAGCAUCUAUUCUGGUCAUCAUUCCAUCCUAAUUCCUCCAUCAGAAGUAGAAACAAACCCAGCUGUGUGGCUUACUGCAGUCAGCCAGUUUAAAGUGCGGGACACCUUCUGUUCCUAUGGAGUAAUGGAACUGUGCACUCGUGGUCUAGGAACAUCUACCACAUCACUGAAGACCAAGGGAGUCAACCUGGCCUGUGUGAGAGCUUGUUGUGUGAUUGCCGAGGAGAGGCCCAGGAUUCUGUUGACCACCUCAUUUACUAAACUGUUUGCCAGUCUCGGCCUUAGCCCUAGAGCAGUCAGCACCAGCUUUGGCUGUAGAGUCAAUGUGGGCAUCUGUUUGCAGGGAGCCUCCUGCCCUGAGACGACCACUGCUUAUGUGGACAUGAGAGCUUUGAGAAAUGACAGAGUGACUCUGGUGGAGAAGGGAAGCCCACAUUCCUUGUGUCUGUUAGAAUCUGGCAAG